Messenger RNA from Ahaetulla prasina, 2104 nucleotides. RefSeq names its product rhophilin associated tail protein 1 like (gene ROPN1L). The transcript has 6 exons. The coding region runs from base 441 to 1094 and encodes 217 amino acids. Lineage: Eukaryota; Metazoa; Chordata; Lepidosauria; Squamata; Colubridae. The record is from RefSeq and is a predicted model, not a curated record.
GGGUAUAAAAAGUACGCUGGCGCAGGAAACGAAAGAGUACGACAGCUGUUGUAAAUUCCAGUGCGGGAGGCGGGAAAAGAGAAUUUACCAUAGAGAUUCGGCGGAACAGGACGACCAACGGCGGCUCUUGGUUGUCAAUUCUCGAUUCUUUCCGUCGUUGCUACGAGACAGAGACGCGCGCACUGCCAUGGAAAUCUAACUAGCUCAGAACUUUCGAGAGACGCGGCCGAGAAACGAAGCUUUGGCGUGGCGCAGCCUCCAGCAGUUGUCCUUUCCGUAGCUUCUUGCCGCUGAACAGCAACUAGCCGUUAGAGCAGAAGAGCCACUUGAGCCGGAGGAAGGGGACGAAGUUCCCGUUUCAAGCGUGGGGAGGGUUAUUAGCUGGGGAUACUGUUUCAUUUGCGUUUUCAUAGGAUUCUAAUUUGGGACCUUGAAUAACCAUGCCUGUUCCAGAUGUUAUGUUCUGUGCACAGCAGAUUCAUGUUCCACCUGAACUGCCAGAUAUUAUGAAACAAUUUACCAAAGCAGCUAUCAGGACCCAACCCCGUGAUGUUCUCCAAUGGUCUUAUGGGUACUUCUAUGCUUUGUCAAGAGGAGAGCCUCUUCCUGUGAAAGAACGUGUUGAAAUGCCAGUUGCUACACAGAAAAAUGAUACUGGUUUGACCCCUGGCCUCCUUAAAGUUUUGCAUAAACAGUUGUCUCACAAGAAGACUGUGGAUUUACUAGAUCUCCAUAAAAAGUGGAAGACUUUGUGCUUACCAGUAGAACAGCUGCGCAAUCUUCUUCGAUUAGAUACGUUUGAAGAUGGAGUAGAAUGGAUGAAAUUUUUUGCCCUUGGCUGUAGUGCUCUUGGUGGGACCCUGCUCAGUUCGAUGAAGCAUGCAUGUGAAAUUCUGACGCAUGAUCCAGAGGGUGGACCAGCCCGUAUUCCAUAUGUCACUUUUCAGUUUCUCUAUUCCUACUUGGCUAGCUUAGAUGAUGAAAUAACAGAGGAAGUAGCGGAGUCUUUUCUCAAAUCUCUUAAAGAACAAGUGGCACGUAAGGACUAUAUGGUUGGCAUUCCAGAUUUCUCCAGUGUAAAACUGAUGCCUUAAAACAGGAAUAUUUGAGAGUAACAAAUUUUUAGUACAUAACAAAACGUCGUGUCAAAUAGUGUAAUAAAAUUAGAGUUUUCAUUAAUGUAAUCUCUAAUGUGCUUUUCAGUUUGUGAAUUACCAAUAAAAUGUGUACCACCUAAUUGUCUGAAAUCAGAUCAUGGUAUUUUAUGACUAUCGACUGCUCCUUCAACAAGCAGUAUUUAGGGUAGAAAAUCUAAUCAGUAAGCAGUUAAUUGGAGACUUUUUUUUCCAAAUCCAACCUGGCUAUGCCAUCCAUUCAGUGAACAGAACAUCAUAAGUGAUGUAGUAUCAAGUGUGUAGUUCUCCCAGGGCUCUUUCCCGACUCUGAAUUGAAUAAGUAUCUUCUAGAUUUCUCCUGUGCUUGAGAUCCUUAUAUAUAAUGCAGUGGUGAAAUCCAAUUGUUUUUUACUACUGGUUCUUUGGCCGUGGCUUGGUGGGUGUGGUGUGGUGGAUGUAGCAGGGGAAGGAUACUGAAAAUCCCCAUUCCCUCUCCACUCCUGGGGAAAGGAUAUUGCAAAAUCUCCAUUCCCACCUCACUCUGAGGCCAGGCAGAGGUGGUAUUUGCCAGUUCUCUGAACUACUCAAAAUUUCCACUGCCGGUUCUCCAGAACCUCCAGGAUUUCACCCCUGCUUAAAUCAAUGUAUCUUUCAAAAUAUACAGAAAUAAUAAUAUUAAAAAUGGACUUAGAAAAUUGUUUUCUAUUCCUUCAUAAAAUAGUUUAGCUGUUUUUCACCAUACAUUUCUGUACAUGCCUGCUUACGUAUUUGUGUUCCGUUCAUUCUACCUGUGGAAUCCUUAGUGCUCUCUGAGCUUGGUUGUUUGCUUGCAGACAUUUCAUUAUCUUCAGUGUUAGAAUGGAUUGGGAUUUUUCUCUAUUUAUAUACAGUAGCCUCUUAUGUAAUCAUUUUUAUUGUAUAGAAAUAUAUUAUAAAUAGGAUCAGUAACUUCAUUAAUCCAGACAACUUUAAUGUAAGUGUUAGCAAGU